AUGGAUCCCAUUGAGCUUUUGCAAGGCAGCGCCAAUGGCCCUCUCACUCCCCUCUUCCUAGUACAUGCCGUAUCCGGCCUCGCCCUCCCCUAUCUGGCAUUGGGGCCCCUCGACAAGACUGACUGCCGUCCUGUCUACGGUAUCACUUCGCCCAUCUACAGCAGCCCAAUCUACAAACUCCCAUCCUCAUUAGACGAUGUGGCGCGGCGGUACGUCACACGCAUCCGCCGAGAGGUUCAGCCCGAAGGGCCGUAUCUUCUUGGUGGAUGGUCAAUGGGGGGAAUGAUUGCUGUUAGAAUGGCGAAGGUCCUGCAAGAGAUGGGCGAGAAGGUUCUCCAUGUUAUUAUGAUCGACUCGGCGAACCCAGAAAGCUUCCCUGCGUUCAAAUCAAAAGAAGCACACGACGCGAUGACAAACACCAUGUUCGAUGCGAUAACGAGGCGGAUAACACCGCCUCCGUCGGCAGAAACUGACACCUUCUUCCCCUCGCCUAUCUCUGAAGAAGACGUAGCAUUCGAAUCCGACGCGGUGGAUCUUGCCAAUCUCCUAACCCUGAUGCGCAAUCAUAUAUCGAAUGGGCUACGUAUCAUCUCCGAGGCCAAGCCGAGUACCUCCUCGAAAACCAGGUAUGAGACUGAGGUUACACUCAUCAAAUGCACCUCGUUUGUGGCACCGCCACGGCGGUACGGCGUGAAGAAGCCAGUUAUACACUGCAAGACCAUGAACUGGAAAACGAAAGACUUUGACAGCUUUCAAACCAUCCUGUUCAGCGGCGAUCAUGACGGCGCUUUCGAUGAACGAUACGUCGGCGAGCUGACGGCAAUCAUGGAAAGUAUUCUUUCAACUGUUAACUGA
Molecule: messenger RNA, 855 nt
Organism: Coniosporium apollinis CBS 100218
Lineage: Eukaryota; Fungi; Ascomycota; Dothideomycetes
Exons: 1
Coding region: 1-855 (284 amino acids)
Biological process (GO): biosynthetic process
Source: RefSeq, a predicted model, not a curated record